GCGCGGGGGGGUCGGAUGCAGCACCGCGGUUGCAGAGGUGCCACCACCACCCGGGGAACUGGCGGGGAUUCGUCCCUCCAGCCGCCGCCCGGGCAGGCUCCCCCCGCACUCGGUCCCGCCCGCCGGGAGGGGCGGCCCCAGCCCGGCCCGGUCCCGCCUCCGCGGAGCAGUGCGGUCAGAGGCGCGGAGCGGAGCCCGGGAGCCGCGGAGAUGCUGAACUCGCCCUGGGCCCGCUUCUACUCCAACAGCUGUUGCCUCUGCUGCCAUGUCCGCACCGGCACCAUCAUCCUCGGCGUCUGGUACCUGAUUAUCAAUUCGGUGGUAUUACUGAUUCUACUGAGCGCCCUGACCGAUCCUGACCAGUACCACCUAACGAGUGCUGAAUUAGGGGGUGAAUUUGAAUUUAUGGAUGAUGCCAAUAUGUGCAUUGCCACAGCAAUUUCUCUUCUUAUGAUUCUGAUCUGUGCAAUGGCUACGUAUGGUGCAUACAAGCAACAUGCGGCUUGGAUCAUCCCUUUCUUCUGUUACCAGAUCUUUGACUUUGCUCUCAACACGUUGGUUGCCAUCAGUGUCCUCGUCUAUCCCAGCACAAUUCAGGACUACCUCCGCCAGCUGCCCAGCAAUUUUCCCUACAAGGAAGAGAUUAUGUCUGUGAACCCUACGUGUCUGGUUGUGAUUAUCCUCCUUUUCCUAAGUAUCAUUUUGGCAUUUAAGGGUUACUUGAUAAGCUGCGUGUGGAACUGUUACCGAUACAUUAAUGGGAGAAACAACUCGGAUGUGUUGGUGUACAUUACCACCAAUGACACCGCGGUCCUGUUGCCACCAUACGAUGAUCCCGUGAACGGAGCUGCUAAAGACCCACCACCACCUUAUGUGUCAGCAUAAGUGAGAGAGUGCUGUGUACCUAGGGAGGAUAGUUUUACUUUUCCAACAAUGGAGCAAUAGUUUGAUAAUUUCACUUCCAGAAUAUAACCUCUAUGGGUUAUACAUUGCUGUUUUGCUGACAUAUUGAAACCUAAAUUGUAUGAUUUAAAUUCUGUAGAUAGUUUUAAUAACUUGCUGCAACUACAGUAGUGUUUCAGAAACUAGUGAACUAGUUUCAGAACAAUUCUGGGUAGUGCUAAGCUUAAAGUAGUCACUAAAUAGAUUUUUCCACCAUGCCUGACAUGCAGUGCUAGAGAACAUAGAACUUCGUAUUCUCAAUCAGGUUCAGAGUGUAACUUUUUUUUUUUUUAAUUUAUUUUUUUUAAUUUGUAAAACUUGCAAGGCAUUACAAAUGUGUUUCUCAGAUGCCCACUUUCACCCUCAGAAUACAGACCAAGUCCAAACAAGUGAUAUUCCACUUCAUCCAUUUUCUGCAAGAAUUUAUUAAGUUAUUAUGCUAUAAAAGAUGAUGUUUGCAAGAAGAGGAAUGAGUCUUACACACUAUUCUCGUCAGCCUGGCUAACAGGGAACAAAUUUAAUUGGGAAGAAUAAGUAUGAGAAAAGAGAGUAGGAAAAGCACUCUGUGAUGUGUAACAAGUCAGAACCUGUGUUCUACGCGAACUUACUUUGUCCCAGCCUGCAACCAUUCUAAUACUCAAAAAAAGAGCUCUUAUCAACUUCUGGUGAUUUUCUUCUCCUGCCUACACACCUUUUUCCUCUCCACUAGCUUCACAAAUAGUAUUUUGAGGUCACAAAAUCCCUGCUUAAAAAGUCCCAUGGUUAGGUGAAAAAGCUAUGUCUUCUGCACUCUGUAUGCACAUGUUUUCCCAUUGGAAUGUGCCUGUAAAUAUCGCAAUGUUCUGCUAAGUAUGAAUCAAAUUACGUAGAUUCUAAGAUAUAUGUUCCCACCCUACGGGAAACCUAUGCAUGUAUCUUCCUCAAGCAUUAGCAGGUAUGGUUUCAUGUUUCUCAUAUACAUCAAUGUGGGGAUUUUAGAUUCCUUUUAUGACUGAACUGGUUGUGCUGAGAAUAUUUCUCAUGGGACUCAUUCAUCCAUGAACGCUUGAGGUAUUUAUUUCUUCCCUAGAGAAGUGCCUCCUGCACACGUAACUUUUGUUGCUGAUGAAGGUUCUACUUCUAAUUGAAAAAGCAAAGGAAAAGGGAAUAUAAUGUGUGUCUCUACCUCUCAUCAUUUCCCCCUGUGUUGUCUACUCUGCGUUUGUGGUGGUUGAACAGGUUGACACUAGACUGAUGCCAUUGCUCACCACCCCGGGUACAGAGCAGUGAGAGCUGAGGCACAGUUUGGAGGGGCACCAGAAGAAACCAAGGUACCAUCUGUCCUGCCACUGGGGUGCCAUGGUAGUCCACACCCUUCCUAAGGGGGACACCCGUUCUCACCCUCAGUGCACUAACUCCAUUCAGCAGACCAAAGAAGCGCAGAGGUUUUCCUGCUUUAUUUCUGGAAAUGAGCUUUCCAGGGGAACACAGGACCAACAAUUUCUUUUCAUGGAGGUUGCCACUGUCCUUGCAGAGGCCAAGGAAGGAAGGGCCAGGGUCUUUCUGCCUGUCCCUUCCACACCCCUGGGAAAAGGCAGGUCCCCCAUGUUGGGAUUCAUCUGCUCUGAGAUGAAACUAAACAAUGCUUUUGACUGAAGUCCAUACAUUGAUCUCUGUCACAGUCCUAUUGCUUCCUUCAGAACAACUCAAUGUAUUAUUAUUUCAUUACAGUUAUCUUCGGGAAUUAAUCUGAAUUUGGGGUUUGGGCUGGUUGGCUGGGCUUCUGAGCUUAAUUUUCUUUCAUUCUUGACAGAUUUGUGAAGGAUUUUAAACAGUCAUCUGUUUGAGAAAAACUGGUUGUAAAUACAUCACAACUGUGUAUACAGACUUCUCUACAAUAAAAGGAUGUUUCCUCAA
Columba livia (rock pigeon) is the source of this 2838-nucleotide messenger RNA. It is a transcript of the gene LAPTM4B, whose product is annotated as lysosomal protein transmembrane 4 beta. Gene Ontology annotation, cellular component: lysosomal membrane. The record is from RefSeq and is a predicted model, not a curated record. Lineage: Eukaryota; Metazoa; Chordata; Aves; Columbiformes; Columbidae.